Molecule: messenger RNA, 534 nt
Organism: Funneliformis caledonium
Lineage: Eukaryota; Fungi; Glomeromycota; Glomeromycetes; Glomerales; Glomeraceae
Source: the annotation of a GenBank genome assembly
GCAAAAGAAGCAUCAACGAUGCCCUUUUCUGCAGUAGUAAUACAUCCUUAUUCUACAUCCAAAACAACACCAAAGUUGUACGAAUUUUAUCAAGAUGCAGUUAAAAAGUUAGCUCAUGAAUUAUUUCAUGAGCACAAACAAGUAGGUGAACAACAAAUGAAAGAUCGUAUUAAAGAAAAAUUAGAUGCUGAUGAACUUUGUGUUAGUAUGCUUCAGAAAUCUGAAGAAAAAGGGUAUUAUGUUAGACGUGUUAAAGAUAGUUUAUGGUCAACAUUUGAUCUAUACAAGUCUAGUAAUCCCGAAGAUAAGAAAGCUGAUACAUAUAUAGCAUUAAUCAUUAAAUCUGUUUUUACAGCCAAAAAAAAACGUACAGCUUCAAACAGUAUUUGGGUUCAAUCAGUUAUUGAAACUAUAUUUGACAAAAAAUAUCUUUCUAUAAAAAUCGAUUCAAAGGAUGACGGAUUCUUGACAUAUUCACCUUUGUCUACGCCUAAUUACAACACACCUGUUGAUAACCCUGUGGAUGAUGAUUAA